ACGGGGUUACGUAAACUGCCGUCCGCCGCCACACUCCUCUAGCAUGGGCAAGGACGCAGGCGGCCAGGGGAUGGGACAGGGUAACAGCUGAGAAAUGCAGGCGAGGGAGGAGGAAAACAGGAGAGAGAGAGAGAGAGAGAGAGAGAAAGCGAGACACUCCUACCUGGAAAGGAGGAGGGGCAAGGCUUGGGAGCAGAGUGAACCUGGGUGGGUUGAUCAGCAGAGUGCGUGAGAGAGGGAAGCACACACAGAUUCCUGGCCUCUCGGCAAUAUGGCCACAGGUCGCUCUCAGCUGCUUUAAAGAAUCCCAGGACGGCUGCAUUCCAGAGUCGUGGCGGGCCGAUCCCCCCCUCCCCUGCCCCGGCCCGCUCACGGCUACCGCCCCCCACCUCCGUGGCUGGCUGAGGUUACCCUCCCCCCGCGGGUAUCCCUCUCGUCCCAUCGAGGAAGCCCUCAAAGGCAGCUCUCCAGACCCAGCUUGGGCAGUGGGGGGCAGAGGAGCCCAGCAUACAAACGAGGGGACAUUUCCGUGGCAGGUCGGGCCCGGUGCCAUGUGGAGGUGAGCGCGAUUGGAGCACCGCGUCGCAGAUGGAGCUCAAGGUGUGGGUGGACGGCGUGGUGCGGGUGGUGUGCGGCCUGUCGCAGGAGACGUCCUGCCAGGAUGUGGUCAUCGCUCUGGCCCAGGCCAUUGGUCAGACGGGCCGCUACGUUCUGAUCCAGAAGCUGCGGGACACAGAGCGGCAGUUGCUGGCCGAUGAGCGACCGUUGGAGCUGCUGGCCAAGCUGGGGCAGCACAGCAAGGAGGUGCAGUUCUUCCUGCGUCGCACGGGUCCGAGCAGCAGCGAGGGGCCCGGCCCGGACCGAGGUCCCACGCUGCCCAAGCCACCCGAGCCAGUGACUCUGCGGAGGCGGGAGCCCAAGAAGUCACUGACCUUCAAUCUGGGUCCCGCAAAUUCACCCCAGAGCAGAGUAAAACAGAUUAAAAAGACACCCAGAGACUCCCCGGAGGCUAGGGCUUCCCCCCCCCUGCCCGGCCCAGCCCCCAGCCCUGUGCCUGGCCCUGGCCCUGUCCCUUCCAUUGGCACGUCCAAAGAGGAGGUGUUUCGGCUGAUAUUGCAACAGCAGGAAAAGCUGCAAGCUCUGGAUGUGCAGCUGGAGACUGUAGAGGAGAGGGUGCGAGAAUGUGAUAGGGUCCCGGGGCCAGGGCCCCGGCAGGACAAGCUGGAGCAGCUGGAGGAGCAGGCGUGGCGCAACCAGGCGGAGCUGGCCCAAGAGGCCGCCUGGGAGGAGGAACUGCAUGCGGAGGCGGAGCGGGAGCGAGGGCUGCGGCGCUGUCUGGCUGAGCUGCACUCCUCACUAGACGACUGCGGCCGCAGGCUGAACGACUGCACCGCCCACUCUGCGCAGCUGGAGCGUGAGAUUCAGCAGGAGGCGCACUGGGAGGAGUCGUCGCUGGACACCGUGAGGGCGGAGCUACAGAGCCAGCAGCAUCAGGGGGUGGAGCUGGAGGCCUCGCUGACGGAGGCAGAAAAAACACUGGGGCGGGUAGAGACUCUGCUGCAGGCCAAGAAGGAGGAGAUAGACGAGCUGAACAAGGAGCUCCGCCAGUGCAACCUGCAGCAGUUCAUCCAGCAGACCGGAGUUCCCCCCACCCCCCCGAAUUCGCACACGGACCCCCUGGAGCAGAUGGAGCAGGCCAAGCUGCAGCAGGAUGGAUACAGCAAUGGUGAGUCACUGUCUCGCCCCACUGCCAAGCACUUCCUGGGACACCCGCGAAACCUGCAGAACCCUGCGGUGUCCAGCCUGAACCCCGAGGUCCUGACAUCCAGGGAGUCGUCAUGGAGAUAGAACAGAGACCACAGCCCUGGGAAGUUGGUCACUGUAAACUUUAUUCCUUCCUAAAUGUUCAGCUUGUUCUAAUUGUUGUUCUAAUUAUAACAAAUGUUAUUAAUUCUAUAUAUAUAUAUAUAUAUUUGCAGAAUUUUGUUACAUUUUGGAGUAUAUAUUUACUGUAAAAUAUUUUAUGAUUUUUAUGAUAUACCUUCCGUGUAUAUAAUAAAGUUGAAUGACUGAGUUUCA
Messenger RNA from Paramormyrops kingsleyae, 2079 nucleotides. RefSeq names its product ras association domain-containing protein 7-like. NCBI's taxonomy places the organism in Eukaryota, Metazoa, Chordata, Actinopteri, Osteoglossiformes, Mormyridae. Gene Ontology annotation, biological process: signal transduction. The record is from RefSeq and is a predicted model, not a curated record.